AAUUCACAUGCACGCACCCUUUAUAUUUCCUCUCCGCUAGGCGCUAGCUGCCUCCUCAGUCCUGACCUCACGCUUAUCAAUCUCGGUUCCUAUCCUCCUCCUAGCUACGUGCAAACUAUGUAUUCUCGGUAGCUCCAUCGAGAAAGAAGAAUCAAAACUCACAGCUUUAGGUACACAAGUGUGCCCGGGGACGAUCGAGUUGAUCAUGGGCAACGCCAUCGGCGGGAGGCGGCGGCGGACGGCGCGGGUGAUGACGGUGGACGGGACGACGUACAAGUACCGCCCGCCGGCGGCGGCCGCCGCGGCGCUGCGCGACCACCCGGGCCACCAGCUGCUGGAGUCGGAGGACGUGCGGCGGCUCGGGGUGCGGGCGCGCCCGCUGGACGACGACGCGCCGCUCAAGCCCGGGCGGCUCUACUUCCUGGUGGCGCUGCCCCGGCUGGCCCGCGCGCCGCGCAGGACGUGGUCGGGCCCGCUCCUCCACGUGGGCGGCGCCGGGGAGCGGCUCGAGAAGCUCAUGCUGUCGUCGUCGACGCGCCGGUCGGCCUCCGACGUGGCCGCCGCGAUGAUGGCGGCGUCUCCCCGGUGCUCCUCCGUGGAGGCCGCGGCAGACGGCGCGGUGCGGCUACGGAUGCGGCUGCCCAAGGCCGACGUGGCGCGGCUCUUAGAGGAGAGCCGCGGCGACGCCGCCCAAGCCGCCGAGAGGAUCAUGCAGCUAUGCGUCGCCAGGGACCACUGCUCCGCGCCGGCCACGCCCUUGGUGCCGCUUCCCCUGCCGAUGCCGGCGCUCGCCUCCUCGGACAAGAAGCACGCUACUGCCGGCGGCAAGAAAGAGAAGAAGGCGAGGUUCGAGGCCGUGCCGGACGAAAUCAUCUGGUUCUGAGUCGUACGUCGAGAUCACCCGAGCUCGAUUGUCACAGUUUUGCGGCCCGUCUCUGAUCACUGCCGCAGGAGUAUCUGAAGAACAACACCAUCAUGAAUAGAUGUGUUCUCUCGGCGGCCGUAAGAGAAUUUUUUUACGUGCACGCAGGUUGUUGGCUGGGAAAACGAGAAGCUGCAUGUGAAAUCAAGAAGGGCUUCCUGACUCCCUGACCUCCAGUUGCUUGCUGCAACACCUCAGGGUUGUGGCUUUGGUGUGUCUUCUCAUUGUACAUAUUUGUUGUUCAGUGCGAAUCUUACUAUUUUUUUGGGGGGGUUCGUUGCCCUCUUUUCACCUGAGCACCCACCUUGCAGCAUUCAUAUGGAUUAUGUUCCUAGGUAAAGCUUUUCUUUCGAGGAAGCAACCUCGUGUUCAUCAUCGCUUGAUACAUGCAAUCAUCUUUAUUAGGGUCU
Molecule: messenger RNA, 1332 nt
Organism: Lolium perenne
Lineage: Eukaryota; Viridiplantae; Streptophyta; Magnoliopsida; Poales; Poaceae
Source: RefSeq, a predicted model, not a curated record